Vigna angularis (adzuki bean) is the source of this 495-nucleotide messenger RNA. RefSeq lists its product as uncharacterized. The record is from RefSeq and is a predicted model, not a curated record. The transcript is spliced from 3 exons. Bases 1 to 495 code for a protein of 164 amino acids. Lineage: Eukaryota; Viridiplantae; Streptophyta; Magnoliopsida; Fabales; Fabaceae.
AUGAAGAAAAGGAGAGUUCCAAUGAUAGACCAGUUUCAUUCUACUACUCACCCCUUCAUUGUGGACGUUGUUGAUGUUGUGGCUGAUGGUCACUGUGGGUAUAGAUGCAUUGCUGUGUUGUUGGGACUCGGAGAAGAUUCAUGGCCCGUUGUCAGGAAUGAGUUGUACAAAGAACUCAUUGCAUGGCGUGAUGAAUAUGCAAGCCUAGUAGGAGGCUAUGAUAGACUAGAAGAACUGAGGAAUUCUUUGUUGGUGCAAUCACUGUCGGCGGCUAACAUGAGCAAGUGGAUGACAUUACCAGACAUUGGUUAUGCAAUUGCUAACCGAUAUAACGUUAAGCUACAAGAAGGUUGUCCGUUGCCCAUGGUGAAUAUCAUGUCCUCAACCCACUGUUAUCCUGAGGCACGAGCGUGGUCAUCUAUUUAUACUAGUAGGAUGCACGCAUUUGAACAGUUGAUGGACAUAACAUCUUAUGUUGACUUAGGUGAUUCAUGA